UCUCCCUCUCUUUCCUCCUAUUCUGUCUGCCACUAGUCUACGGGAGGGGAGUGCACAAAGCCAAUAAGAAAAUCUGGCGUGUUGGCUGGGCCCUGUGCGCGCUAUGCUGCGGUAAAGGCCGCUGUUUGCGGUGUUUUACUGGGGAUGUAGAGAGGAACCGAGGCGCCGCUCUCCCCGUCGGACCGCACCGCGUCUGCUCUGCCCAGCCCGCUGCAUCGCUGAGCGGCCUGUGAAGCACAAGAUGUCGACCAGAACGCCAUUGCCCACAGUGAACGAACGAGAUACGGAGAAUCACUCGUCGGUGGAUGGCUUCGUUGACCCCCCUGUCCCGCCGACAAAGUCUGCAAGUCGCCACAGCCUGCCGCGAUGCCGCAACUCUUUCACUUCCACCGAGGAUCACCCCCACAUCGGCAACUACCGCCUCCUCAAGACCAUCGGCAAGGGGAAUUUUGCCAAGGUCAAGCUUGCACGACAUGUCCUGACCGGACGAGAGGUGGCUGUGAAGAUCAUAGACAAAACUCAGCUGAAUCCCACCAGUCUACAGAAGCUCUUCAGGGAAGUCCGAAUAAUGAAGAUAUUAAAUCAUCCAAAUAUAGUGAAACUAUUUGAAGUGAUUGAGACGGAAAAGACACUUUAUUUGGUGAUGGAGUACGCCAGCGGUGGUGAGGUAUUUGAUUAUUUGGUGGCUCAUGGCAGAAUGAAGGAGAAGGAGGCCAGGGCCAAGUUCAGACAGAUUGUGUCUGCAGUGCAGUACUGUCACCAGAGGAGGAUAGUGCACAGGGAUCUAAAGGCAGAGAACCUGUUGUUAGACGCUGACAUGAACAUCAAGAUUGCUGACUUUGGCUUCAGCAACGAGUUCACUCUGGGCAGUAAGCUGGAUACUUUCUGCGGUUCCCCGCCCUACGCUGCUCCAGAGCUCUUCCAGGGGAAGAAGUAUGAUGGGCCCGAGGUGGACGUCUGGAGCCUUGGGGUCAUCCUCUACACGCUGGUCAGCGGAUCACUGCCUUUUGAUGGACAGAACCUAAAGGAGCUGAGAGAGAGGGUCCUACGGGGAAAGUACCGUAUUCCUUUCUACAUGUCCACAGACUGUGAAAACCUGCUGAAGAAAUUACUAGUGCUCAACCCUGUCAAACGAGGCAGUUUGGAGCAAAUCAUGAAAGACCAUUGGAUGAAUGUGGGUCACGAGGAGGAAGAGCUAAAACCAUACAUCGAACCCGAGACUGACUUCAAUGACACAGCCAGAAUAGAGCUCAUGGUUGCCAUGGGCUUCCCAAAGGAUGAGAUCACUGAAUCUCUGCUUGGCCAGAAGUAUGAUGAUGUCAUGGCCACCUACCUACUGCUGGGCAGGAAAGCUCCAGAGUUCGAGGGGAGUGAGCCCCUGACUAACAGCGCCCUGGGUCAGCGACAACGGCCGACCAGUGACAUCAACAACAGCUCCAGCAUAUCUCCGGCCCAUCCCAAGGUCACACGCAGCAUCUCGGCCAAUCAGAAGCAGCGGCGCUACAGUGAUCAUGGUGGGGAUGAUGAUGGUGAUGGUGGUGAUGUCGUAGAGAAGCAAAUGGGUCCAUCUGUGCCCCCUGCGGUGUCGUAUUCGAAGCGCGGCCAGGCACUCAGUGUGGAGAGUGACCACAGGGAGGAAUGGGAUGGAGCUCGCAGGCUGGAGCUCAACACUUCCAAGGGAGACGUUCCCGCCUCGCCUCUGGGUGUGCAGGAGAGGAAGAAAACUACCAGUGCUGUGGGGACAAAUGGAUCAAUGACACGCAGGAACACAUAUGUGUGUGAGCGAUCCUCCACUGACCGCUAUUCGGCUAUUCCCAAUGGCAAAGACAGCAGUUUAACAGAGGUUUCAGGAAGCACUCCAUCAACUGCGAUGAGCUCCACACGACCUCGCCACACCAAGUCCAUGUCAUCAUCAGGGCACCCUUCAAAGAGCACACUGCCCCCCAUAGAUGACAACACAGAGCUUAAAGCCAGCUCCUCUCCGCGGGGUCCCUCUACCUCUCCGUCAGCCCACAGUAUCAGCACCCCAGAGAAGAACCGUUUCCCCCGCGGGACCACCAGUCGCAGCACCUUCCAUGGGGCUCAGCUUCGAGAUCGCCGCAGUGCCACUUACAAUGGCCCUCCAGCCUCGCCAACACUAUCCCACGAUACGGGGGCUCUGGCUCAACAACGCAGGGGCACAUCCACUGGGAUUAUCAGCAAGAUCACCUCUAAAUUUGUGCGCAGGGUGCCUAGUGAGGGAGAGGCCAGUGCCAGGACAGAAACACCAAGGAGUGCAUCAGGUGAUGCUAAGGAAGAAGGGGGCCGGGACUCAAAGCCUCGCUCGCUGCGUUUCACCUGGAGCAUGAAGACCACCUCCUCCAUGGAGCCCGCUGACAUGAUGAGGGAGAUCCGGAAAGUGCUGGACGCCAACAGCUGCGAUUACGAGCAGCGCGAACGCUUCCUGCUCUUCUGCGUUCACGGCGACGCCCGCCAGGACAACCUGGUCCAGUGGGAGAUGGAGGUGUGCAAGCUGCCCCGUCUGUCACUCAAUGGCGUGCGCUUCAAGAGAAUAUCAGGCACAUCCAUCGCCUUUAAGAAUAUUGCCUGCAAAAUUGCCAACGAGCUCAAACUGUGACCGCAGGUGGGAGUCUCAGUCGGUCUACGGUGAGCUCUGGUUUUGGUCAUCUCAUCACUGGAUUAGUGUUGACUACAGGACAGAAAUUCAGCACUUAAGGACCUCACCAUGCAGAAUCAGGGUGGACUAGGCUGGUCGUGUGCAAUACUGGCCAUGAAUGUACUGUACAGGGUAGUGGAUCUGAGAGAUAUCACUAGGUUUAACCUCUAUGGCGGAGAGAUAGCAAAAACAGCUGACCCCUUUUUUCUUCCGUCCAGCCCUCUCUCUCAUCAAGCCGCUGCUCCUCGUCAUAGGACUCAUUCAUGUAACACAUGCAGUAUGCAACUGAAGAUGACCAUCCCUGCAAUAAUGUUUUGAAUCUCUUUUUCUAAGAGCCUAAUACAGGAUCUGCUCUCCUCGCUGAAUAACCAUUAAAAUUACUGAAAGCUAAAGUAAAUAGCCGCUUUUCCACCUGUGUUAAGUCAAUAUAUAGAUCAGGCUGGGUCCCAUACUAGAACUAUGUGAAAAAAGUAAUUGUACUGUAUGCAUAACAUCUGCAGGUACUGUAUUGUAUAUUGAUUUUGAGUUCUGUACAGAAUUUUAUUGUCAAUAAGGUCUUUUUUUUCUCUUUGCUUUUUUUGUUCUCAAGAUUUAAGUUCUUUCCUAAUAUAAUGGAUGUCUCUUAGAACAUUAUCCUUUUGGUCUGUGAGUUUUUUUAAUUCUUUUUUUUAAGAGUCACCAUAUGAAAAUAGUGUUUUUAAUUUUAUUUAAAGAGCACUAAAUUAUUUUGUGGACUAUUGAGGGAUGUGUUCAAGCUCCCUUGCCUUUUAUGUUAUAUUGUUCUAUUUUAUUUGCCUAAAGAAAAAACACACUAAGUUGCACCACAUAGACUUGAGUAGUAACUUCAGUUAAAACUGAAAAUGUGUUCACUUUAUUUUCUCUCAGCGGUAGGUAGGUGAUAUGGAGACCCUGCUGCAAUUGCACAAGUUUUCCAGGGUGAUGUCUAUGAACAUGAGAGUGCGCACCUGUAUUUCUUUCAUGUUAGUUUGGUAGUCCACAGUUACAUCAAAGCAGGGUUUAAUUUGGUUUGCUUUAGAAAGAGAGGUCAGGAUGUCUUUACUCAAAGGAAUGGAGAUGCAUUCAAGUCAAACAAUCAUCACAAAAUGAGCAACUUGUCUCGUGGAACCUUUCUAAAGAGCCUAUUUUAGUCCUGCUACCAGUGUGAUUGUGCAGGUACUUGUAUAUCUCCUUGCUUGUGUUUUCUUUUUUUCUUUUUCUUUUUUUUUUUUUUUGCAGAUUUUAUUGUAUUUAUUCCAUUACAUUGUAAUGUGCUGCUUUGUAGAAUUGAGGCGUGCACUUUGUUGGAGAAAAUAAAAAAGGAUUUUAUUUGUUUGUA
Molecule: messenger RNA, 3992 nt
Organism: Myripristis murdjan (pinecone soldierfish)
Lineage: Eukaryota; Metazoa; Chordata; Actinopteri; Holocentriformes; Holocentridae
Product: serine/threonine-protein kinase MARK1-like
Exons: 18
Coding region: 242-2617 (791 amino acids)
Biological process (GO): protein phosphorylation; intracellular signal transduction
Cellular component (GO): cytoplasm
Molecular function (GO): protein serine/threonine kinase activity; ATP binding
Source: RefSeq, a predicted model, not a curated record